UGGGCUGGUCUUGGAGAGAGAAACCCACUGAGACCCCCACCGGGACCCCCACAGGACAGCCUGCUGAGCCUCAGAACCCCCAGUGUCCCCACAGCCAUGAAGGUGACGCUGUGCCUCGGGCUCGUCCUCGCCCUCGCCGUGGCCUCCUGCCUGUGCCGGCCACCAGCAGAGCCACCAGCUGCCCUGGGGGACCCCCAGCAGCCCCUCCCCAGCCUGGCCCGGCGGGACUGGCCCAAGUACCUGUCCCAGGAGCAGCAGCACCUCCUGUCCCAGUUCCUGCCACACGUCCUCACAGAGCUGAACAAGCACGAGGCCUUUGUGCAUGAGGAUGAGGGGAUGGAGGCUUUGCACGACCACUUCUACCCCGACUGGAUGGACUUUGGCCGCCGCAGUGCUGAGGAUGAGGCUGGUGCUGCGUAGCUGCUGGGCUGGACUGGCUGGGCAGAGCACUGCCACGCUCAGUGCGUGCCCUUUC
This is a messenger RNA of Onychostruthus taczanowskii (white-rumped snowfinch), 475 nucleotides long. RefSeq names its product gastrin/cholecystokinin-like peptide. The record is from RefSeq and is a predicted model, not a curated record. Gene Ontology annotation, cellular component: extracellular region. Bases 97 to 420 code for a protein of 107 amino acids. The transcript has 3 exons. Gene Ontology annotation, molecular function: hormone activity. Lineage: Eukaryota; Metazoa; Chordata; Aves; Passeriformes; Passeridae.